AGCAGCUCUAGUAAAUGGCAGGGAACUUCUGGAAGUCCUCCCACUAUGGCCAAUGGAUCAUAUCGGAAGAGCGGGUGCUUGAGGGACACGAGAGAGAUUCCAAGUCUUUGUCUGUUGAUGACGUCAAGAAACUUCAUAUUUUCUUUGCCAAUUUUAUUCAGGCACUCGGGGAAACGAACAAACUAAGACAACAAGUCAUAGCCACAGCAACAGUGUACUUCAAAAGAUUCUAUAUCCUCAACUCCUUCAAAAGUAUCGACCCUUUUCUAAUGGCCCCCACUUGCAUCUUCCUUGCUUCUAAGGUGGAGGAAUGCGGACCUAUACCCAUACAGCGUCUCAUAACUGUGUGCUCUUCUCUAAUUAAGAGCAAGUUUAAUUUCGCCAUGACAAACGACUUUUUGUACAGGCCACAGCACGUGCUGGAAUGCGAGUUUUACUUGUUGGAGAUGAUGGACUGUUGCCUGAUAGUUCACCAACCGUACAGACCCCUCACUACCUACGCUGAGUCUCUUGGCCCUGAAGUGCUAAACACGGCGUGGCACAUAAUAAACGACACAUUGCGUUGUGACAUCAUCCUAACCCACCCUCCCUACUUGAUAGCCCUGUCGGCGCUGCACAUGUCUUCUGUUAUUCACAAUAAUGAUAACGCUAUGAAGUGGUUUUCUGAACUUACUAUAAGUAUUGAGAAGAUAACACAAGUUUCACAACAAAUUAUACAAUUGUACGAACUGUGGCGAGGUUUUGAGGAGAAGAAAGAAAUUCCGGGUAUUUUAUUCCGGAUGCCACGUCCCAGAAUGUCCCACUCAGGAAGUCUAGCCGGGUCCAGAUGUUCCACACCCAGUGGGAUGAGGUGACAAGACUAGACACUACUGGAAACUAAUUAACUAAUUAACUAAUUAUAGAUUGCAAAAUCCACUGAAAACUCUUUACCAUUUAUGUAAUUAUAAAUCGUUUGAUCGGGGGAAUUACAUGAUUAUAUUAUGUUAAUUUCGACCAGGAUUUAAUCCAGAUUGUGUUUCGUUGUAAUGUAAGGAGAGAAAUAGAAGGAAUUUUCUAUGAUCAGAAUUUUAGCGAAAUGACUAGAAUGUGUUCUUUUAUGUCCAUCCGUUCAGUUCCAAACGUUGAUAAUCCUCGAUAUAUGUGCGUCACAUGAUGUAAGCUGCAACAUCUGCUGAUUGUUUUUAGAGGCUUAAACCUUGAACUACAAUUUUUGGAAAGCUAACUUUUAUAAAGACUGAUAAAAUUGAAUUAAGACUUCGCGAGGGAUAUAUCUAUAACUUGAACUAAAACUUUGUUUAAUUAUACUGAGGGAACUGUGAGAAUAAUAUAAAUAUUGGAAUUACGGCCAGAUCGAUGAUAUAUUUAUAAUGGUAUUUGGUAAAUGUAAAAACUUGAAACUGUACAUUCCCGAGAGUUGCUAGACUCAAAUUCACAAUUGUUAACAUACACGGUGUCUUAUUUGUAUUUGAUCUUUCUUCGAAAAUGCUUUUAGAUUGAUCUGAACGCCGCAUAGUUCUGGAUUCGCAUGUUGACUUGAACUGAUUUAUCAAUUUUGUUUUCUGAAGUGCCUCUGUGAGAUAUUUGAAAAUGAGAUACAAUUUUAAAUGUAUUUAAAAACAUUAAGCAACUUAUACGAUUUGAUUUUGUAAUAUCUUAAUAGCAUAAUUUACAUUGCAGAAUAUGGCUGAAAGCGAGUCAUGGUACGACAUCACACUAGAAGAAGAACUAGAAAAGGAAAGAAAGAGCAGCGUGUCUUCUCUCAGUCUAAUUAAUGUUUCUUCUAGCAACUUCAUCUUGCACGAGUCAAGACGAGGGUUUCCUGUGUUAUCUCCACUAAAAGAAAUAGACAGAACCCUUGAGUUGAAAGAGGAAAUGUUAGCUAAUGAACAUUUUGAGGAAGAAAUGUUAUCUAAAGAGGAGAUGUUGACCCCGAAGAAAACAAGGCUGGGUCCUCGGGCCUCACAGCGACACUCCUCGCAUGAGGAAGACGAAAACAUGGCCGCAGCAGUUAAUCCUUCACCCAGGAGGAAAGUUAAAAUAGAGAUGGUGGAAGGAUCUCCACUCUCUAGGGAUACAAACUGCCGACUAGGUCCCAGAUCAGAUAUGGUGGAGGGAUCUCCAGUCUCCAGGAAUGUGAAGAGCAGGUUAGGUCCCAGAGCUGCGAGUAGACAUGGUGCCGUGACACCAGAACAUAUUGGAAACAAGAGGCACUUUGCUCGGGACUCUCCCCGAGCCUCCUCGUGGGACUCCCCUCAACGUGACACAGAUCACAAGGACAAAAGACACAGAGUGGGCACACCAACCCGAGACAGAGGCACACCAAACCAAGACAGACAUAUCUUCAGUACACCAGAGCCUAUCAGGAACAUCAAGAAGAGAGACAACGGCAAGUUCAAGACUCCAAACUCAGAUUCCAGGUUGUACACCAAAAAGAGCCAGACUAACAGAGACCGGUUAUCAGGAGCUGGCAAGGACUUGUUUGGUAAUACCCGGAAGAGAGGAAAGAGUGAGAGCGUUAAAGAAAACGACGAGCCACUCAAGGCGUUGACAGAGGAACAAAUAGCAAAACGUGAAAAACAGGUGCUGUAUGGCAAAGUAACAGACGGUUACCAGAACUACAAGUCUAUCAUUCCCAAGGGUUUGAGGAACAUCAGGGACCCCGCAACCCCCAGGAAGGAUUAUCCGUACAGUAAGCGUUGUUGGGAUGGGUUGGUGCGCAGUUGGAGACGUAAGCUUCAUGAGUGGGAUGAACCUAGUGUCGCGCUGGGUCUCCGUGCGGCGUACACUAAAAACAACAAAGAUCUGAAAGACAGUGGUUUAGUUAACAAUGCAGGUGAACUGGUCAUGUUCACCUCCUCCGAACCUGCAGAGGAAACAAACGAGACACCAGAAGAAGAAGAACCAGUAUCCCAACCAGCUGAGCCCGCCACCUGGGACAUCCCCCAGUUUCGGUACCCAGCUGAGGACGACACACAAAGCCAGGACAGUGAGUACACCAGGCUGCUGGGCAACAAGGAUGAUGAGGACGACACACAAAGCCAGGACAGUGAGUACACCAGGCUGCUGGGCAACAAGGAUGAGGACGACACACAAAGCCAGGACAGUGAGUACACCAGGCUGCUGGGCAACAAAGAUGAUUUCCCUGAUGACUCGGACGACUCAGACGGCUCAUAUCAUCUGUCACAGGACAGCCAUCUGAACGAGGAGCUGUCCCAGGAGGGGGAGAUGAUGGAUUGCGAGGAUGAGACUGGAAUGAGAGUUGGGGAUCAGGAGUCUUGUAAUCGCACUACUGUUUGUUAGCAUCUGUGGUAUCAGUUACAGAUACAGUUAUUUAGGUCGUUUCACCUCGUUUGAUACUUUGGGUAAAGAUUUGUUAAAUUCUUGUUGUGACACUUUUUAUCAGAUUUUAUAAUAUAGACCCACGAGCAAGGACAUCAAUCGAUUUACGACCGCUCAAUCUUUUCAAAUUAAUUAAUAUUUUAACUGUAUUUAUGUUGAUUUAAAUUUAUUAUAAUCUGUACCAGACGUACAGUCCAUCGCAUGUUAAUAAAACUUAUUAUAUUAACAAUCGGUGAAAUCUGUUAUUUGUUAAAUUUGUGUUUAAUACAGCACCGUUUUGUAAAUGUUUGGUCCACCCCAUUCAAAAGCAUGUUUUCUCACUUUUUUUAAUGCUUUCUAAAAGUGCGACCAGUCUCACUGCAUGUACCGUCAACUGUGACGUAUGAAGGUCAUCUGACCCAUAAGUGACUAGCUGUAAUUCAUCGUGGCUUCAAGGGCUAGCUGUUAUCAAUUUACAGCGAGUGUAACGGACGGUGUAUUUUUCGUCCGACAUUAUCUGUAGUUGGACUCGUUUUUCGUCCAGGAUUAUUUGUUACAAAGUUACGUUUUUAUUAUUUGUUUGGUUUAUAUUCAACAAGUUAUUAUUUCAAUUCAA
Messenger RNA from Bolinopsis microptera, 3934 nucleotides. RefSeq names its product cyclin-C-like. Gene Ontology annotation, biological process: positive regulation of transcription by RNA polymerase II. The coding region runs from base 15 to 854 and encodes 279 amino acids. NCBI's taxonomy places the organism in Eukaryota, Metazoa, Ctenophora, Tentaculata, Lobata, Bolinopsidae. Gene Ontology annotation, cellular component: mediator complex; nucleus. The transcript has 7 exons. Gene Ontology annotation, molecular function: cyclin-dependent protein serine/threonine kinase regulator activity. The record is from RefSeq and is a predicted model, not a curated record.